AUGACGACGACGAGAACGGCGAGUGCAAUGCGUUUUAUGUUCAUCCACGCCCGCCCCAACGUGUUUGAGCCGCCUGGGCUGAAUCUCCGUUGGCACGGGUGGGGAUUGCGCGGCAUGGCGAGCAACGUCGGCCAGCUCUUUCCUGGGCCUCUGCUUCACUCCCCCGGAGUCUUGACGGAAAGUCAGUACGAUGACCUCAAGGAGUUCAUGCGGGAUCGCGAAGGACCUCUUAAAUCUGCGGUAGACAACCUCGAGUCCAUCAUCCCAAAGGUCGUUCACAUGCACAAAAAAAACGGAAAGCUCGUAAUCGGGGACGAGUUUUGGCACGCGCUGAGGGAUCUGGUCCAAAAAGACGAUUCCAUUUUCACACUCGACAAAAAGGGCGACAUCUCCGGCCGGCAGUGGAAAUCCAUCGAAGGCCGACUGAAGAGUUCUGGCCUUCUUUCGGGCUCUGGCUCGACCAAAUUGUCACCCGAGGAUAUCGAAAAAAUUGUGGAAAGACACCCGCCACAGUCUUGGGACAAUUGGGUGAAGGCCAACAAGCACAAAGUAGCCGGCCUCCUAGACCAGAAUUUGGAAGAGCGCCUAGAGAAAACCGAGAAGGCCAUCUCCAAAAUAGUUUCUACUAAUGACAUUAAGGAUGUCGUGGUGACCAAGAAAGAGUUUCUCAAAGAGCUAGAAAAGAAUAUGGUCCAACACAAGAACGAGAUCAAUAGCCAGGUGGAUGAUCUCAGGUCGUCAAUAAAGAAUCUGGCCAGCGAGGCCCGCAAGUCUGCCUCUUCAGAGGGGCUCACAGAGGAAGAGCUCAAGCCCAUCAUCGAAUCGGUCGUAAAAAAGGCGAUUGGCAGUGCCCGGCUCAAGGCUGCUGCGCAAAGCAACAUUGCCGAUUUCGACGCUGAGCUGCAGCGCCGUGUAAACCAUUUCAGCACAGGAAACGGCGCGAUGAUAGAUCUGUCGCUGACAUCCCCGACUUGGCAGCUACCCAGGCCCCUCAUCCCCACUCGGAAGUGGUUCAGGGCGAUGCGCGCGCAGCCGCAGUUCCAGCCCGAGAAGUUCGCAGCGCUAACGAGCUGGGAAGAGGCUGGGCAGUGUUGGUGCGCGGGCAUCGUCGGCAAGAACAACACGCGCAUCCCCGCCGACGUCGGCAUCAAGCUCUCGCGCUACGUGAUCCCGCAGAACAUAGUCGUCGAGCACAUCGACCCGGCGGCGACGGUCGACGCUGCCGCCACGCCCAGGGACAUGGAGGUGUGGGCGCUGUUCGACGAGCACGCGCGCGCCGAGCGCCUCAAGGACUGGAUGGCCGUCAAUUUCCCCGCGCGCACGGCCGACCCGCUGUGCCGUUUAGGGUUCGUGCUCAUCGCCACCUUCACCUACGACCACCAUCCGGCCGACCGCGGCGUCCAGAUCCACCGCCUCUCCCCGGAACUCGCCGCCAUCAAGGCCGCCACCGACCACAUGCUCGUCCGCGCCGUCACGAACUACGGCGCCGACCACACGUGCUUCUACCGCCUGCGCAUGUACGGCGAGGAGCAGCCUGACCUGGACCAGGAGAAGAGGAGCAAGGAAUGGUGA
This is a messenger RNA of Lasiosphaeria miniovina, 1572 nucleotides long. RefSeq lists its product as uncharacterized. Gene Ontology annotation, molecular function: protein-membrane adaptor activity. The record is from RefSeq and is a predicted model, not a curated record. The coding region runs from base 1 to 1572 and encodes 523 amino acids. Lineage: Eukaryota; Fungi; Ascomycota; Sordariomycetes; Sordariales; Lasiosphaeriaceae. Gene Ontology annotation, cellular component: nuclear envelope; meiotic nuclear membrane microtubule tethering complex. The transcript has 2 exons.